This is a messenger RNA of Phaedon cochleariae (mustard beetle), 478 nucleotides long. NCBI's taxonomy places the organism in Eukaryota, Metazoa, Arthropoda, Insecta, Coleoptera, Chrysomelidae. The record is from the annotation of a GenBank genome assembly.
AUGCCUGGGUGCAAACAACAGAGUUACUUUGCUCAGGGGGUGGAGGGCAACGAGGAAGCCGACAGGGACAAAAAUUCUAAUGGGCCCGUAGAUAGGAUGGGUCGUAUGGCAUCUCAUAUUUUGAACCAACAUAGCUUCUAUCCACUGUAUCCUCCUCUCAAGGAUAUGUGUAUAGACCAUGAGCUGCUGGAACAAUUUGGCGCUUUGCACUGCAAACCACACAUUUUGGUGCUCCCCUCAAAUUUGCGCCAUUUUAUCAAGAAUAUUCAAGACUGUUUGGUAGUGAACCCUGAAAGGGUGACUAAAGGUUAUGUAGCGGGGACGUUUGCUAGAAUAGAAAUAAGCCAAGGAAGUAGCAAAUCUGUUUGUGAUCGAGCAUCAUCGCAAAUUCUCAGGGUUUGAUUACAGGUUAAUAAUUGAUACCAAAUUGAUUUGUUUGUUAGAAAUCAAUAUAUUUAAUAAAUCAUUGAAACAUUUA